AUCACAUCAGUAUCACUAUCACAUCACCAGUCACCACAGAUGAUGCAAUUAUUUGUAAUUUUUGUGUGAUCAAUCGUAAUCUGCCAAGAAGGUUUGAAUUGUCUAGUAAUUUUUUGUAAAUAUGCCUCUUUCUGAUUGGAUUCAUAGUAUUUUAGGGAACCAUCAUGAUGGAUAUGGAAGACCACCUGAUGUUGGAAAGAACAGUACCGGUAACUUUGGUCAGAAUAAUCCCAAAACACCACCUAUGGCGCCUGAAGAUGAUGAUAUUUUAAGGCAAUUUUUCCCAACAUUUGAACCUAUGAUGGAUCCAUUUGAAAUGCACCACCAGUUACAACAGCAAAUUAACGAAAUGAUGCAGUCUUUCAUGGCCCAUAAUGGGUUACCUGGAUUUGGAACGUUUGAAGGUCCUGAAGUUCCUGCGAUCACUGAAAAACAAGACCCGAGAGAUCAGUACCUCAAGCCAGGAGUAAGAAGGAUGCCCCAAAGUGAUGUGGGGGAGAAUAACAAUUUCAGAUCUGGGCCCAUCACAUCAUGGCUUGACAAGUUUGCCCCAAAACCUGAUCAGGACCGAGGUACUAAUCAAUCGCAGGUUAUUUCCUCCUUCCAAAUGUUUUCUCGGACGGUUACUUUGCCUGAUGGAACUGUGAAGACGGAAGAAAUAAUUCGCAACCCAGAUGGUUCGGAGGAGAGGAUAGAAUCUCACUCCAAAGUGGAUGGAAGUGGCAAUCCAGCAGUUCAGCAGUUCAGUGCUCUAGUCGAACCAAAUGUUCCAGGCACAAUCUGGUCAGAUAUCUUUAACUAUGGAUCAAAAAGCCAGAGGAUAGAAUCGCCGGAGUUUGAAGAUCCAAAAUAUCAAUGUCUCAAACCUGGAUACGAAAACUUGGACCCUAAUAGCAAAAAAAUUGACACAGAUCUUGAUCAAAUCAUUGAAAAAGAAGGGAUUGAGAGUUUCAUAAAAAAUUUGCCUCUUGUCACCAAAGAACCAGGGCCUGUUCAACCAAAGAUAAACUCAGGUUUUGAGAGUUUCAAAAGAAGGAUUGUAACCCUCCCAAAUGGAGUUGUGGAAAGGGAAGAGGUGGUGCGUAAUGCUGAUGGUACUGAACAGCGUACAAUCACACAAACUUGGCCUGACGGAACCUCCAAACAACUCAUCGUGCCAGAGUCACCUUUUGCCGGUCAAAGCCAGAAUAGUAUAACAGACGGACAUUAUGAUGUACUUUCUGCGACUCUGCGUGGUGUAAAAGAUUUUGUGAAUAUUCUGUUUAAAUAGUUCUAUGUUUUAUGCUUGUACAGUUUAUUGUGUUUGUAUAUUAUUUUGCAGAAAUUUUCUUUAUUUCUAAAUUGUACAUUGAAAGACUUUAUCUAAAUAUAUAAGUUUGUUGUCA
Messenger RNA from Macrosteles quadrilineatus (aster leafhopper), 1385 nucleotides. RefSeq lists its product as uncharacterized. The coding region runs from base 122 to 1270 and encodes 382 amino acids. The transcript is spliced from 10 exons. Gene Ontology annotation, biological process: negative regulation of apoptotic process; regulation of actin filament polymerization. NCBI's taxonomy places the organism in Eukaryota, Metazoa, Arthropoda, Insecta, Hemiptera, Cicadellidae. The record is from RefSeq and is a predicted model, not a curated record. Gene Ontology annotation, cellular component: clathrin-coated vesicle; actin cytoskeleton; mitochondrion.